UCUUUUUUAUGGAGGGCCUAAAAACCUGUACUUUCAACUCCCGUCUCCGUUCUGUCUUCUUCUUCCCCCAAAAUUUCGUUGGUCUGUGCUGCUGACUGAAUAUGAAUUGAGAUGGGCGAGCUUCUCAUUUUUUGCACUUUUACAGGAAAUUGAAGGAAGUUUUAAAAGAAUAUAUGUGUUAAGACUUGGAUAAAAACACAAGAAGGAAGAUGACAAGAAGUUUCCCUUAAGUUGCAGAAGACUUGGCAAUGUAUCUUGUAAAGCAGCAACAUAACGACCAGUUAUCGUCAAAAAUGUCUUGCGUUUCUUCCAGUAUGUCUUCAUCUUCCAAAGUCUGGAAGUAUGAUGUCUUUUUGAGUUUUAGAGGUGAAGAUACGCGUAAAAACUUUGUGAGUCAUCUCUAUAAUGCUCUAGAACAGAGAGGAAUCCAUGCUUUCAAAGACGAUGAGCGUUUGGAAACGGGAAAAUCAAUUUCUGUUGAACUUUUGAAAGCCAUAGAAGAGUCCAGAUUUGCUGUCGUGAUAUUUUCCAAGAGAUAUGCAUCCUCAAAAUGGUGCUUAGAGGAGCUUGCCCACAUCAUAAAGUGCCGAAAUGAAUUGGACCAAAUUGUGCUUCCAAUCUUUUAUGAUGUGAGCCCAUCUGUUGUACGCCAUCAAAAUCCCCCGUUCACUAAAUCAUUUUCCAAGCACGAGGAAACAUACAAAGAUGAUAAGGAGAAGGUUCAAAGAUGGAGGGAUGCAUUUGCAGAGGCUGGAAAAUUAUCAGGUCAUGAUCUAAAAAAUUAUAAGGAUGAGGUUGAGUGCAUCAAUAAGGUAGUUGAUUACAUAUUACCAAAGUCGCUUCAAGUUAUCCCACUGUCUUCCGGAAGCUUAGUGGGUAUGGAACCUCAAAUUGGGAAAAUAAUCUCAUUAUUAGAUACGGAAUCAAAUGAUGUUCGUUCCAUUGGAUUAUGGGGGAUGAGCGGAAUUGGCAAGACAGAAAUUGCAAGUGUUAUAUAUGAGAGAUAUCGUCAUCAAUUUGAAGCUGAUUGUUUUCUUGGCGAUGUUGGAGAAAUGUACCUGAAAAAGGGACUUACAUGGUUACAACAAGCUCUCAUCCAUAAGCUAUUGGGGAAAAAUAUACCUAUAACUAGUGAACGUGAAGGUGCCAUAAUUAUAAAGAAUGGGCUUCGCUGGAAGAAAGUUUUGGUCAUUCUUGAUGAUGUAAGCCAUCUAAGUCAACUAGAGCUUAUAGUUGGAGGGACAGAGUGGUUUGGUAGGGGUAGUAGAAUUUUGAUUACCACGAGGGACAAGCACAUCAUAAUCGCUCAUGUCAAGGAGGAUAAAGUGUAUGAAGUCCAACUGUUAUCUGAGAAUGAUGCACUUGAACUGUUCUAUGUGCAUGCUUUCAAUAGAAAUUCUCCAGAGAGAGAUUUUGAGGAACUUUCAAGGGAAGUGGUGAAGUAUGCUGACGGGCUCCCUUUAGCUCUUAAAGUUUUGGGUCCUUCUUUUUGUGGACGAAACAAAGAGCAAUGGAGAGAUAUAAUUGAUAGACUGAAGAAAAUCCCUAAUGAUGACAUUUUAGGAAAACUUAAGAUUGGUCUUGAUGGAUUGAACAGGGAUGAGAUGAGGAUAUUUCUAGAUAUCGCAAGCUUGUACAAUUAUAAAUCAAUGGAUCAUGUGGCACUAAUACUUAAGAGUUGCGGUAUUCAUCAGUCGAUAGGAAUAAGCCGCCUCAUCGAAAAAUCUCUCUUAUCCUUCAGUAGAUAUGACUACACAUUUAGGAUGCAUAGUUUGAUAAGAAAAAUGGGUGAAAAUAUGUUAAGGGAAGAGUAUGCAAACAGCAGAAUAUGGCUUCAUGAAGAGGUUAAUGACCUUUUUGCUGGAAAGUUGAAAACAAAAAAGGUGGAAAGCCUAUGGAUUCCAAAAGGUUUUGAUUUUGAAGAUGAUCGUGUCAAUCAUAGCAAGGUAUUCAAGAGGAUGAAAAGCUUACAGGUGUUGAUACUUGGUGAAACUGUUUGGUCAGAUUUUCUUUUUCUUGUCAUGGCUGAAACUAUUUGCUCGCGUAGCAUUAUCACUUGUCUUCCUUCUAGCCUUCGGUGGAUUGAAUGGCCAAAUUAUCCUUCAAGAUUAUUGCCGGAGAGGUUUGAACCAUCACACCUCGUUGGCCUUUGUUUAAAGGGAAGUCGGCUUGUCGAACUUUGGCCAAUAUCAAAGAGAUUGAGCAACUUGAAGCAUUUGGAUCUAAGCAAGAGCCUUGGGUUAAGAAAAACACCUAGUUUUGGUGACAUGCCAAACUUGGAGAGACUAAUAUUAGAGGGGUGUAAGAAUUUGGAAGAGGUCCAUUCCUCUCUUGGACAUUGCAGAAUGCUUACUUCUUUGAAUUUGAGGGGUUGUAGCAAACUUAAGAAGCUUCCAAAAUUUGUCUCCAUGGAAUCUCUUGAGACUCUCAACCUCCGUGAAUGCACAAGUUUAAGAAAAUUUCCAAAAAUCUGUGGAAAUAUGCAGCGCUUAUCAGAACUCUAUGUGGAAUCCCCCUGGAUAAGAAGCUUACCCCUCAUGUCUCUUAGCGGCCUGAGCAAGUUACAUUUGUACUAUUGUGAAGAUCUUGAAAGUAUUCCAGACACUAUUAUUCAAAAUCUUAGAUAUCUGGACAUUUUGGGUUGCAAUAAACUUGCAACGCUGCCAAACAGCCUCUCUGAAUCAGAGCAAUUGGAGCAACUUAGUAUACACCGCUGUUCUAGAUUGGUAGAGCUCCCCAUAUCUCUUAGAGUUCAAAGAAAGCUUGUCCGGUUAGCCUUAGACAGAUGUGAGAACUUAAAGAAGCUCCCGAAAUCCAUUCAGAUGGAAUCCCUUGGUUAUCUCGGUAUAUAUAAUUGUCCAAGAUUAGAUACAUUUCCAGAAAUCAAUGGAGAUAUGCGUUGCUUGAAACAUUUGACUGUGAAUUCUACAGAGAUAAGAGAACUACCUUCAUCCAUUGGGAAUCUGAGCGGCCUCAAUACUCUCAAUCUGGAAGGUUGUGAAGAUCUUGCAAGUCUACCAAACAGCCUCUGUAAUUUGACGAAUCUUCAAAGUCUUAUUCUCUACGGCUGCAAAAAGCUAGAGAAUCUUCCGGAAAACAUUGGUGAUCUGCAACAGUUAAGGUUACUUGAUGCAAGAGGAACUGCAAUCUCCCAACCACCUCCCUCCAUCAUCAAGCUUGGCAAACUGUGGAGUUUUAGAUUCUCACAUGUUGUACAACUUCAACAUUCAUCAAGUUUUGUUUUGCAUCAACUUUCAGCUUUAUCCUCCUUGACACAUCUUUAUCUUAAUAAUCUCAAUAUGUUGGAUGGACUUCCUGAGGAUCUUGGAUCUUUGCACUUUCUGGAAUAUUUGAAUGUAAGUGGAAGCAAUAUUUCUUGUUUACCUAACAGCAUCAACGAACUCUUAUGCCUUGAGUGUCUGAACGUACAAUUCUGUAAGGGUCUUACUGAACUGCCAGGAGAGCUACCCCCGAAUUUACGGGUGCUAUGUGCAGACUAUCAUUUAGCCUUGAAGAGCAUCAGAGAUCUGGUAUUCAAGUGUGUUAACUUGGAAGAGAUCUCAAUAUCAUGGUGUGGUCAUGAAAUAACCGAAUGCAGAACUGUCACAAGUAACCAAGUUAAUGUGUUCAAGUUCCUACAUCAUUUUCUUAGGAGAUCUAUCCAGAAUGACUUCUUCCGCCAAAGGUGGAUAAGAUUUAGCAUUUCAUUUCCCCAAGGCAAAAUUCCCGAGUUUUUCACUUAUCAGUUUAUAAAUCAAAACAGAAUCUCAGUUAAUCUGAACCCAUCUUGGUAUACUGAUAAAUUCAUGGGUUUUUCGGUAUGCUACCAAGUUCAUGGAGGGGAAAAAGAUUCAAAAGUUACUCCUACAUUGGUCUGCAGAUUAUCUGGCCUAGAAACAUUACUUGGCUCGGAAGAUCCCCUUUGCUUAUAUGAGUCGCCAAAUGAUAAUCCUGCUCCCGGCAUGCUUUUUAUCUACAUACCAUUUCAAAUAUUUCGGGACCAUUUUAAGCCUUUAGGCACCAAAGCGAAGAACCCAAAUGAUUAUUGCCUAUUUGAGGUUUCUGUAAUGUCAGGGAAAGAAGGAUGCUGGGGAAUUCGCUUGGAGUAUGAGAAUAAAGUUAGGAGAUGGAGAAGGAAGCAACGUGUGACACAAAGUCCCAAACUCCAUCCAGUUCCGCAAAAAGAUAAUGCAGUGACAACUGAAAUUGGUUGUUCAAUGGCAUUUAAACAACAAGAGCACUCAUCAUGCACUUCUAGUUCGCAGGCGUUUGUUGAAAAUAACAUCGCAACAGAGAGGGGACUACAUUUGUACUAUGAGAAUAAAGAUCUGGAGGUGGAUCAAGCAGCAACGGUAGUACAAAAGGAACAUGAAUCUCAGAAUGUUGAGCUGAUUGGAGUGUGUGAUAAGCCAUUAAGGAAGAUGGACGACGCUCCGAGAAAGAGAAAGAAAAAGAGAAAGAUGGCAGGAGAAAAUGAGAACCAACGAGCUUGCAUGACUUUGAUUGGAUCAUGAGAAACCUCUUACUUUGAUAGCAUAAAUCAAGGAAGCAUCUAUCCAAUCAGAUUUUCAGAACAAAGAAGAUGUAAUGGAACAAUUUCUCAACAUCAAAGCUAAGCGUUAAGAGCUUUGCAAGAGUCAUACAGAGAUUGGACAAACUAAGAAGAACCUUUUUGUGUCUAAGGGAACAGAGAAAAAAGAGUUUUUCACUUAGUCAAGUGGAAAUCUCUUAUAGUUGGCAGAGCUCAUGGUGGACUAGGCAUCGGGAAUUUGAAGGACCAUAGCAAGGCUCUCAAGAUGAAAUGACUAUGGAGGUAUUCUCAAGAACCCCAAACCUUAUGGGGUAAUGUGAUCAAAGCCAAAUAUGGUGAGGAAGACAAGUGGAUAACAAAGGAAGUAAAUACAACAUAUGGAGUUAGCUUAUGGAGAUCCAUCAGGUCGUUCUGGCCUAUUCUAAAGAACAACUCAUCCAUCAAAGUGCAAGAUGGCAAUAAAAACUCCUUCUGGAAAGAUAACUGAUUGGGAGAUGGAUGCUUAAAGGACCUCUACCUUGAUAUGUAUGUUCUGGCACAACACCAACACAACACAGUAGCUGAAAUGUGGUCCCCCCAAGGAUGGACACUUGUUUUUAGAAGAAGUUUGAAUGAUUGUGAGGUGGCCAGAAUGACUGACUUCAUCAAACAUCUGGAAAUAUUCAUAGGUUUACAGAGUGGGGUGGACACAAUAAGGUGGCAGGGACAUAACAGUGGCAUCUAUAAGGUGAAUGCAGCAUACAAGAUCCUGAAUCAAGCUAACCAGCAGAUUAACAACUGGCCUUGGAAGCAUAUAUGGAAAAUCAAGAUUCCCUAUAAGUUAGCAUGUUUUUCUUGGUUACUAAUAAAUGAUGAUGUUCUGACACAAGACAAUCGUAUAAAGAGAUGGAUUUAAUUGUGCUCAAGAUGUCACUUAUGUGGAGAAGCUGUUGAGACAGUUAGCCAUCUAUUUUUACAUUGCAAGAUAACUGACUAGUUAUGGAAGAUCUUUAUUAAUUAGCUUGGACAAUGCCUAGUAAGAUUACUGAAGUUCUUUUCAGUUGGGAUGAAAUUGGAACUGGAGCAAGAGACAGAGAUAGAUGGUGAACUAUUCCAGCAUGUAUUUGGUGAACAAUCUGGAAAGAAAGGAAUUCCAGAUGUUUUGAGGAUAGAAGAAACUUUGUGCAUAAGAUCAAGCUUAAUUGUGUUUUGCUUUUUUGUUUUUGGUGUAAACAAAUCUACGCAGAAGAUACUGUUUCAAUCCUAGAUGUCCUAGAAUCUUGUUAGGCGUGAGGACCAAGUUUUUUUCUUUUGGCUACUCACUUGUAAAUAUGGUUUCAGUACAACCUAUGUACUUAUUUUAUUAUAAUAUACAAUAUGUUACCAUCUCAAAAAAAAAAAGAUUAAAUUCUUUCAA
Messenger RNA from Nicotiana tabacum (common tobacco), 5927 nucleotides. The record is from RefSeq and is a predicted model, not a curated record. Lineage: Eukaryota; Viridiplantae; Streptophyta; Magnoliopsida; Solanales; Solanaceae.